This is a messenger RNA of Penicillium taxi, 828 nucleotides long. RefSeq lists its product as uncharacterized. The record is from RefSeq and is a predicted model, not a curated record. NCBI's taxonomy places the organism in Eukaryota, Fungi, Ascomycota, Eurotiomycetes, Eurotiales, Aspergillaceae. Bases 1 to 828 code for a protein of 275 amino acids. Gene Ontology annotation, biological process: phosphatidic acid biosynthetic process; triglyceride catabolic process. Gene Ontology annotation, molecular function: triacylglycerol lipase activity; acylglycerone-phosphate reductase (NADP+) activity. Gene Ontology annotation, cellular component: lipid droplet; endoplasmic reticulum. The transcript has 3 exons.
AUGAUUUCAGCAGCAGACAGACCCAAAAAUGUUUUGAUUACGGGAUGUAGUGCCGGUGGUGCUGGGUCUGCAUUGGCAGAGGAAUUUAAUCAACGUGGCUUGCACGUUUUCGCAACAGCUCGUUCAUUAUCGAAGAUGUCGCAUCUGGCGAAGCGACCAAUGAUUACACUCUUGGAACUUGAUGUAACAUCUACUUCCAGCAUCGCUGCUGCUGUAGCAGCUGUGUCUACGACCACAGGUGGAAAGCUGGACUAUCUGGUCAACAACUCGGGACAAGCCUGUGUGCGGCCUGCCUUGGAUACAGAGCUGGAGUAUGCAAGAGGACUGUUCGACGUCAACUUUUGGGGCUCUGUCAACACUAUUCACGCAUUCUCGCCGCUAAUAAUUGCAUCUGGGGGUACCAUUGUCAAUGUCUGUUCCAUUGCUGCAGUUUUGAGCGUACCAUGGGGUUCUUUUUAUAAUGCCUCUAAAGCCGCGAUAAAAUCAUAUGGCGAGGCUCUGCGUCUGGAAAUGGCACCACUGGGUGUGAAUGUCAUGACAAUAAUGACGGGAAUAAUAGGAACGAAUAUAUUUGCCAAUCAUCCUGUUAACAAGCUGCCCGAAGGUUCCUUGUGGGAGGCAGCUUCUGAGGAUAUCAUGAAAAAUGCAUCAGGGGAGGGACUACUGGAUACUAGCAUGCCUCCUGGUUUAUUCGCCGAGAGAGUUGUAGAUGAUGUUCUCGGUGGUGUUAAUGGUUUAACCUGGCGAGGGAAGAUGAGUUCCAUUGCAUGGUUCCUUUCCACAUUUUUGCCAACUUGGUUACUAAGCGGUGCUGAUCGUAUUGUCUAG